This is a messenger RNA of Mesitornis unicolor (brown roatelo), 1553 nucleotides long. RefSeq names its product cell division cycle 5-like protein. Gene Ontology annotation, biological process: regulation of transcription by RNA polymerase II; mRNA splicing, via spliceosome. The annotation marks the transcript as partial. The record is from RefSeq and is a predicted model, not a curated record. Gene Ontology annotation, molecular function: DNA-binding transcription factor activity, RNA polymerase II-specific; RNA polymerase II transcription regulatory region sequence-specific DNA binding. Gene Ontology annotation, cellular component: spliceosomal complex; Prp19 complex. The transcript has 7 exons. Lineage: Eukaryota; Metazoa; Chordata; Aves; Mesitornithiformes; Mesitornithidae.
AACACCUUCUCAUGGACCAGAAGGUUUGACUCCUCGUGGAGGACUAACUCCUAAACCUGUGGUUGGUACAACUCCUGGCAGAACUCCGCUGCGUGAUAAAUUGAACAUCAACCCAGAAGAGGGAAUGGCAGAUUACAGCGACCCAUCUUAUGUGAAACAAAUGGAGAGAGAGUCUCGUGAACACCUGCGCCUUGGUCUCAUGGCCCUCCCUGCUCCAAAGAACGACUUUGAGAUCGUUCUACCUGAAAAUGCAGAAAAAGAACUUGAGGAGCAUGAAGUAGAUGAAGCCUUUGUAGAAGAUAGUGCUGAUAUAGACGCCCGCAAGCAGGCUCUCCGAGAAGCAGAGCGUGCAAAGGAACUCAAGAGGAUGCACAAAGCUGUUCAGAAAAACCUACCACGGCCCUCAGAAGUUAAUGAAACAAUACUGAGACCCUUAAAUGUGGAACCACCUCUAACAGACUUGCAGAAAAGUGAAGAGCUGAUAAAGAAAGAGAUGAUUACUAUGCUUCAUUUUGAUCUUUUACACCACCCGUUUGGAGAGCAGCCUAGUGGUAAGAAGGGGAAAGGCCCAGGAUUUGGAAGCAACAAUGCAGAACAUAUGGCUUACCUGGAGCAGAAUCCUUAUGAGAAAUUCUCCAAAGAGGAGCUCAAGAAGGCACAGGAUCUACUGGCACAAGAGAUGGAAGUGGUAAAGCAAGGAAUGGGGCAUGGAGAGCUCUCAAGUGAAGCUUAUAACCAGGUGUGGGAAGAAUGUUACAGCCAAGUGUUAUACCUGCCUGGACAGAGCCGCUACACCAGAGCUAACCUGGCCAGCAAAAAAGACAGGAUAGAGUCACUUGAAAAGAGGCUCGAGAUAAACAGAGGCCACAUGACAACUGAAGCAAAAAGAGCUGCCAAGAUGGAGAAGAAGCUGAAGAUCUUGCUUGGUGGUUAUCAGUCUCGAGCAAUGGGUCUCAUCAAACAGUUGAAUGAUUUGUGGGACCAAAUCGAACAGGCACAUCUGGAGCUGCGUACUUUUGAGGAGCUGAAGAAACAUGAAGAUGCUGCAAUCCCUCGGAGACUGGAGUGUCUGAAGGAAGAUGUGCAGCGACAGCAGGAGAGAGAAAAGGAGCUCCAGCAGAGAUUUGCUGACUUCAUGUUGGACAAAGAGACUUUUCAAGCAAAGUAUUAAAGCACAAAAUUCCAUUCGUCACUGAUGUAACAUUUUUCAAGUGUACAGAUACUGCUUCUCCAGCAGCUUUUGCCAUCCGUUGCAGAAAUCAAGUGUAGUCUGCUGUUUGCAUCUUGUCAAGUUUUGUUCCUUUAAUGGACUAUUCCAGAUGCUCUAGGUAUGAAUGGCUUUGGCCGGUAUUAAAAAUUGGAUUGAAAUGUCCAGAAUUUUAUUAAAAGAGAAAAACAAAUCACUCUGGUAUUAUUUUACCUAUGUCUUCAUUUGCUAGGUUUAGCACAUCAUUCCUAGUGUUUUAUCAGUCUGAAGACCUGUAAGAUAAAUGUCUGCAGAAUAAUGUCUUUGGGAUAAACCUGGAAUGUUAAAAAAUAAUUAAGAAAUAAAA